Messenger RNA from Ostertagia ostertagi, 795 nucleotides. The record is from the annotation of a GenBank genome assembly. Lineage: Eukaryota; Metazoa; Nematoda; Chromadorea; Rhabditida; Trichostrongylidae.
AUGAUCAAAGUCGAAAAAGUUGGUGCCAAGAAGAAUGUUGCUCUCAUAACGUUGAAUCGUCCCAAAGCAUUCAACGCUUUAUGUAACCAGCUGAUGUCCGAGGUAGGAUUUUACGCCAUCUGGUACGAUCAUCACUUGGAGAGGGCUUCACAUCAUGCGAGAACAUGGAUUCCUGGACAGCUUUCAAUUGGCUGUGCCAUCGUCCUCACAGGAAAUCAGAAAGCUUUUGCUGCGGGAGCAGAUAUCAAGGAAAUGGUUAACCGGGAGUUUGCAACGACGUAUCAAGGUCGUUUCCUUGAGGAAUGGACGGCUGUGAGCGAGACGGCCAAACCCGUCAUUGCGGCAGUCAACGGUAGUCUAUCUGCAUUCAUUAGGUAUGCUCUUGGCGGUGGAUGUGAGUUGGCCAUGAUGUGUGACAUAAUCUACGCCGGCGAUAAAGCACAGUUUGGACAGCCGGAGGUUAACAUUGGCACAAUUCCAGAGCGACAAUAUGUCCAUUUUAAGGAGCUGGUGGAACCUCAACGAUGGGCUCGUGUUGCGGGAAAAUCCAUGGCAAUGGAAGUUUGCUUGACAGGUAACCGAGUAAGCGCUCAAGAGGCGAAGGAAUGCGGAAUAGUUUCGAAGCUGAACAGUGUGAAGCUAGUUAAGCUUGGUGAAGAAGAAUUGCAGAAAACAAUCACCUCUAUCGUACAAUGCAAAGGUGGAGUUGGAAAUUUUGAUCCAUUACAGAAAGACCGUAAAGAAGGCAUGAGUGCAUUCGCUGAGAAACGAUCACCAAAAUGGACCUCAUCUUAA